AUGUCUACCGAUAUUGCUGGGUCAGGAAUAUUGACGAAAGCCAGAACGGCCCUCACGAUUGCAGGAGGCUUAUAUGCUCUAGCAUUAGGCCUCAUUGCUGUUCCAUACUUCCAAAGCCAUACUUUAUAUUUAAAUGCCGUUCGUCUGCCUUGGUUUGCAGACUUUGAUGCCCCAGAAAGAUAUGGACUUGCAUUAAAUAAAACGUACAACUUCAAAAUCCAAACAGUCGAUAACGAAACAUUAGGAGCGUGGUUCAUUCUCUCAGAAUCUGUUUACCAAGCUCUUCCCUCACACAAUGUAAUGCCCAAAUCUCACAUCGCACAUGCUCUUCGAGCCCGUCCUACAAUCCUGUUCUUCCAUGGUAAUGCCGCCACUCGCGCAUUCAAAGUCCGUAUUCAACACUACACCGCAUUUUCGUCUCGUUUGAACGCGAACGUCCUCGCUGUCGAUUAUCGUGGGUUCGCAGACAGUACUGGGUCACCCAGCGAGGAAGGUCUCGUUCGGGAUGCUAGAGCCGCAUAUGAAUGGUUAAUCAACUCUGGUGCGAAAGGGGAAGAUAUCAUCAUCAUGGGUCACAGCCUUGGUACUGGUGUCGGCGCAAGGCUCGCUGCGCAGUUGUCGAAGGAGGAAUUAGCGUAUAGAGGAAUUGUGCUCUUGAGUCCGUUCUCAAGUAUCACGGAGCUGGUCAAGACGUAUAGUGUAAUGGGCGCUUUACCGCUGGUGAAGCCAUUGACCAUGAUUCCUUACGCGUUCAAUUUCAUCACCUGGGCCUUGAUCCACAAAUUCGACACACUGAGUGUCGUACCCCAAAUCAAGGGCAAAGUCCUCAUAGCACACGCAGAAAAUGACUGGGACAUUCCAUACACCCACUCCGAAGUCCUAUUCAACGCCUUCCUCGAGCCUUUAUUACCAAAUGUCGAUAUCCCCUCCGAUCCUGUCUCAACAACGAAAGAAGACUGGUCCGCCUUCACCGCACAAAUAGCUGCUCGAAAGACUCAACGCGAAAACCUCGUUACCACCACCCGUCUACCGAACUUUGGUGUCAUGGAAGAAUUCGUCGACCGAGGAGGAGAAAUGAUUUUCGUGAAGAUGCUCGAAGGGAACCAUGAUAAUGUCGGAAUUCAAGAAGGACUCCAGGAUAUCAUUGGCAAAAAGUUCGGGUUAUUAUCUCAUACGCGGCCUAAUCUUCCUCUACCAAUAAUGUCUGCCCCACCUAUGUCUGCACCUGCAUCCAUCGCUCCCGAAUCAGAUGUAGGUGGAAGUGAUUUGUCUGAAGCAGGAGGAUGGUCUCCGCUUCCCAGCGCGUCGGAACGAGGUGAAUGGACAGGUGAAAUAACGAAAGUCAUUGAUUGA
This is a messenger RNA of Lentinula edodes (shiitake mushroom), 1353 nucleotides long. Its product is annotated as Alpha/Beta hydrolase protein. NCBI's taxonomy places the organism in Eukaryota, Fungi, Basidiomycota, Agaricomycetes, Agaricales, Omphalotaceae. Gene Ontology annotation, biological process: monoacylglycerol catabolic process; phosphatidylserine catabolic process. Bases 1 to 1353 code for a protein of 450 amino acids. The record is from RefSeq and is a predicted model, not a curated record. Gene Ontology annotation, molecular function: monoacylglycerol lipase activity; phosphatidylcholine lysophospholipase A1 activity. Gene Ontology annotation, cellular component: endoplasmic reticulum membrane. The transcript has 7 exons.